Messenger RNA from Onychostoma macrolepis, 2914 nucleotides. RefSeq lists its product as uncharacterized. The record is from RefSeq and is a predicted model, not a curated record. NCBI's taxonomy places the organism in Eukaryota, Metazoa, Chordata, Actinopteri, Cypriniformes, Cyprinidae. Bases 149 to 1000 code for a protein of 283 amino acids. The transcript is spliced from 6 exons.
UGAACUAUAACAUAUCGUAUGCAAAUACAGCAUGUGAAAUAUAGGAGGAUCAAACUCUGUCAGGGGAGGAUUCACACAACACAUUGACAGUUCUGCUGUGUUUUCAGCACAUUGUGUUAUUAGAUAUGCUGGUGAACAUUUGUAGAAAAUGUCUUGCAUGUCUGUUUUGUUCUGUCUCUGCUGGUGGAAUCUGAUUGGUGUGUUUGGUGAGUCAGUGUCAGUGAUGGAGGGAGAUUCUGUCACUCUAAACACUGAUGUUACUGAAAUACAUGAAAAUGAUGACAUACUGUGGAAAUUUGGAGCUGACACUUCUCCCAUAGCUGAAAUCAGUAGAGAGAAACAAAUCUUCUCCACAUAUGAUGGUACUGAUGAGAGAUUCAGAGACAGACUGAAGCUGGAUCAUCAGACUGGAUCUCUGACCAUCAUGAACAUCAGAACCACAGACUCUGGACUUUAUAAACUAGACAUAGUUGGUGUAAAAUGGUCCUCAAAAACAUUCAGUGUUUCUAUCUAUGCUCGUCUGCCUGUUCCUAACAUUACCAGAGACUGUUCAUCAUCUUCAUCAUCAUCAUCAUAUUGUUCAUUGUUGUGUUCAGUGGAGAAUGUUAGUCAUGUGACUCUCUCCUGGUACAAAGGAAACAGUUUAUUGUCCAGCAUCAGUGUGUCUGAUCUCAGCAUCAGUCUCUCUCUACCUCUGGAGGUGGAAUAUCAGGAUAAAAACACCUACAGCUGUGUGCUCAACAAUCACAUCAGCAACCAGACCAGACAUAUCAACAUCAGCAAACUAUGUGACACAUCUUCAGAUGUGUUUAGUGAGUCAGUGUCAGUGAUGGAGGGAGAUUCUGUCACUCUAAACACUGAUGUUACUGAAACACAUGAAGACAAUGACAUACUGUGGAAAUUUGGAGCUGAAAAGUCUCUCAUAGCUAAAAUCAGUAGAAAGAAACAAAUCUUUUUACAUAUGAUGAUGUUCCUGAUGGGAGAUUCAGAGACAGACUGAAGCUGGAUCAUCAAACUGGAUCUCUGACCAUCACAAACAUCACAACUCAACAUGCUGGACUCUAUAAUCUGCAGAUAACUGGUGCAAAACGGUCAUCGACAACAUUCAGUGUUUCUGUCUAUGAUCAGGGCCUACCAUUAUUUUACAUAGUGCUGAUUCCUUCUGCUGCUGGAUCUCUGUUGAUUGUAGUUUCAGUCGUGAUCUGCUGCAUCUGCAGGAAAUGUAGAAAAACAGAGGAAGACAGAACUGAUUCAGCAUUGUGUAAACCAACAACACGAAAAACGGUAAGAUCAUUCAUGACUGUGUUGCAGUCAGUCUGACUGAAGUUUGCAGCAUCAGAAGGUUACUGAACAGAUGUGGGUGGUCUAUCAGCCCAACCAACUUUAGUAGGGAGCAGAUCAAAAGGACAGUAUUUUUUUUAUUUUCAUGCUAUCUACACUAAGCCUAUACUGCUUGCACCUCAGUGAAAGUUUUUUUUUUUUUUUUCCUCCAUGUUGCAGUUUUGCCAUUAUAAUCAGUGAAGUUGUUUAGAUUUAUGCAUCUUUAUUUUACAGACGGCUCGUUCAUACCCUUUUUUGACAUGCUGCCAUCUGACAUAUCAUGAAUUAGGUCUUAUGAAUUGUAUCCUACAUGUAAAACUUUUGACUAUUACAAAGCCAGCUCGUGAUGUGUCUAUUUAUACUAAUUCGAUUUUGGAAUGAAAGGGGUGUUUGAUGUCAUUUCCUCUUUCUGCUUCAUGUUAGCAUAUAUUGCACAUUAAAAAUAAAAAAGCACCGUACAAAAAAUGCAUGUUCUACUGAAGAUUUCAAAAGUAGUAGCCUACUGAAAUAUUUUUUUUAUAGAAGUAGCUCCAACACAGUUCCUGAUUGAUUGCUUUUUGUGUUUUCUUGCAGAAACCAAAGACUGAGGCCAUUUAUGGAAAUGUCUCCAAAAAACGAUGAUCAAAUACUGGAAUUUGUGUUAGAACUCAUACAGGACACUUUUCAUUCACAUUAAUUCUCUUCCAGGAUGUCACUGUUUUGUCUGUAUCAUUUAUUUUGGUGUUACUGUGAUGUAUAACAUUUUAUUUUAAUUAAAUUAGUCAUUUACCAAUAGCAUAUCAUCCAGAAACUCAAUCCCUGCUAAAGAAAAAAACAAUAGAAGCCCGAUAGAAACUAUCACAGAAAUUCCAAUGGUUUCCGUUAAAAUACCAUUAUAAACCAUUAGCUUUUUCCAGUAAAACAUUACACAAUUCCUUUUGGUGGUGUGUUUUGGGCAUUUUUCCAAUAGGAUUUAACAUCCCACCAAUAGAAUCCAUCACAUACCAGUAGACACCAUUAUAGUUUUUAUUAAAACCAAUACAAUUCCCAUUAUAACCAUUACAUUUUCUAUUGUGUUUUGGGCAGGGUUCUAUUGUUUUUUUCAGCAGGGAUCACAUGGAAAUUUACCUAACAGUCAUUAUUAAAUCUUAAUCACACCCAUAUGUGCUCCUUAGCUUGUCAUUUACAGUUUUGUUUGAUUAUUUUUACAAAAUAUAAUGGAAUGUCGAGUGCACUGUAUAGUAUCACACAAGAUUUGAUCUUUUGUUGGCAAAUGUAGCACAAGCGCAUCAUCGCCCUCCUGGUGGCCAAAGCAAAAAAUCACAUCUCUAACAAUAGCACUACUUUUACAGAUAGGGUGCGAUAUAAAUACAUACUGAAUGCACAAAAUAAAGACAGGUCUGCUUGAUGAUCGUGCUGCCUCCUGGAGCCUCUUUGAACAAUAACCAACUCAACUGAACAUAGAUUACGAUGUCUAAAAAUGGCAUAGCCAAAUAAAAACAGGCCAUGCACACAGUGCAGCUAAAUUUGGUUGUCAGUUCACUUUUAGUGCUUAUUCCUCUUCUGACUUAUACAUACAGCGUUCAGUCAUUUGUACAACUGAAUAAACUUCCAA